AUGAAUGAAAAACAUCUACCUGGUAUCUUAUAUAAAUAUCGGUGCGAAAGAAGGUUAAGUCGAGAACGUUGCAAUGCCAAGAGACGGCAGCAGAAGUAUCGUCGCUCCUUACGUGUAACAUUCAAACCAAUAAAUGAACCAUAUUCCCAACUGUUGAAUACACCUACUCGAACAAAUCAUAAUGUCAUUUUAAAUUAUGUGCAAGAAGAUUAUGUUGAUGAUGAACAACAACAAAAUAUUAUUGCGGACGCAGAUGAAAUUUGUAAUCAGGCUUUUAUUGCUGACGAAGAUCUCGACAGUUGCAAUAUUCAUUAUGAAGAUUAUUCGUGUAAAACUAUUUGUUCUACUGUCAGUGUGAACAAUGUAAGUGAAGUAACACUAUCUGAUGAUUUGGAAGAAAAUGAAGAAGUUAAUAAAUUGUCAAAAUUAUAUCGAUUUCCAAAUAAUCUUAUAUAUAAAUUAGCAAUGUUUAUACGAGCAGCAAAUAUGAAUAAAAAAAAAUACCAAUCGACUUUUAAAUAUUAUGCGAGAAUUUUCCAACAUGUAAGUUAUUCUAUUAACUCUUAA
This is a messenger RNA of Rotaria sp. Silwood2, 567 nucleotides long. NCBI's taxonomy places the organism in Eukaryota, Metazoa, Rotifera, Eurotatoria, Philodinida, Philodinidae. The record is from the annotation of a GenBank genome assembly.